Eutrema salsugineum is the source of this 6664-nucleotide messenger RNA. Its product is annotated as DNA-directed RNA polymerase V subunit 1. Gene Ontology annotation, molecular function: DNA binding. Gene Ontology annotation, cellular component: RNA polymerase II, core complex. The transcript has 18 exons. The record is from RefSeq and is a predicted model, not a curated record. Bases 753 to 6377 code for a protein of 1874 amino acids. Gene Ontology annotation, biological process: DNA-templated transcription. NCBI's taxonomy places the organism in Eukaryota, Viridiplantae, Streptophyta, Magnoliopsida, Brassicales, Brassicaceae.
UGUUCGGAUUAAUCGUUUUAGUUGAGCUAUUUCUUCGCAGUUUUCUCUAUUCUUUGUUAAUUUCUGUUUGCGGUUGUAAAUUUCUCGUCAGUGACCUUUUGAGCUAUUUUUUCGCAGCUAUUUCUUCGCAGUUUUCUCAAUUCUUUGUUAUCUUCUGUUUGCGGUUGUAAAUCACUCAUCAGUUACCUUUUGAGUUAUAUAGUUUCACGGCUAUUAUGCUCUUCCAAUUUCUCCGUGUUUUGAGAAUUUUACUUUUAUUUUUAGUAUCCCGUCAUAUGUUUUCUGUGUAUCGGGAAAAGUUUCCGAGGAAAUUCUGUUUUUCGCCGGCUUUAUGUAUAAAAAUUGUAUCCCAACUUUGUAUUCCAUCUUUGUAUUAUAGAAGAAAAAAAUUCAAUGAAGAAAAAAAAAGAAAACAGAGAGAAAAUCACAUUGGUUCAUUUGCUUAAUACAUAUGAUAUUUUCCCCCUUUGCAUGCAAUGUGUAUUAUUUAGAGGUUGAAACUGAAGAAGAAAAGGAUUUUGUGAGAAAAACAUUGACGCUACACAAACUCCUGGGUCUCUCUCUCUUUUAAAGAAAAGUCCGCCAUUUUCGCUCACUCUCACUCUCCUCUCACUCAGAUUCUCCCUCUUUUCCACCUGCAAAACCCUUGUGUCCCGUUGUUUCGUUUCGUCUCCCUUUCUGGAAUCGGACGGGUCAAACACGCUGCUGGAUUGAGAAAUCAUUCGCCGAUUCUUAGAUUUUAGGGUUUCGUCAUGGAAGACGCAGCUUCAUCAGAUAUUCUAGAAGGAGAGAUUGUUGGAAUCAGAUUUGCUCUUGCUACUCCCCAUGAAAUCUGUACAGCAUCAAUUAGUGACUCCGCUAUCAAUCAUUCCAGCCAGCUGUCUAACUCAUUCUUGGGGCUACCUCUGGAAUUUGGUAGAUGUGAAUCUUGCGGUGCGACAGAGCCCGAUAAGUGUGAAGGUCAUUUUGGGUACAUUGAGCUGCCAGUGCCAAUAUACCAUCCUGCGCAUGUUAGUGAGCUGAAACAAAUGCUGAGCCUUCUGUGCUUGAAGUGCCUGAAUAUAAAGAAGGCCAAGAGCACAAGUGGUGGGCUUGCGGAGCGUUUAUUAGGUGUCUGUUGUGAGGAAGCUUCGAACAUCUCAAUCAGAGAAAAAGCAUCAGAUGGAGCUUCAUACCUAGAACUGAAGUUCCCAUCUAGAUCAAGACUCCAGGAAGGCUGUUGGAAUUUCCUGGAAAGAUAUGGUUACCGCUAUGGAAGCGACUACACACGGCCCUUGCUGGCAAGAGAGGUGAAGGAAAUUAUAAGACGGAUGCCCGAAGAAACAAGAAAGAAACUCACAGCAAAGGGACAUAUUCCUCAAGAAGGAUACAUACUAGAAUAUCUUCCAGUCCCGCCUAACUGUUUGUCAGUGCCAGAUGUUUCUGAUGGUUUCAGCUCCAUGUCAGUGGAUCCUUCCAGAAUUGAGCUCAAAGAUGUUCUUAAGAAAGUGGUAGCUAUAAAGAACUCCAGAUCUGGCGAGACAAACUUUGAGUCGCAUAAGAUUGAAGCCAAUGACAUGUUUAGAGUGGUGGAUACCUAUCUGCGGGUGAGGGGUACUGCGAAACCGACAAGGAAUAUUGAUGUGAGAUACGGGGUGUCGAAGAUCUCGGACAGUUCCUCCUCGAAAGCUUGGACAGAAAAGAUGAGAACACUCUUCAUUCGAAAGGGUUCAGGCUUCUCUUCUCGCAGCGUCAUCACUGGGGAUGCAUACAGGAAUGUGAACGAGGUAGGGAUCCCAGUGGAGAUUGCUCAGAGAAUCACUUUUGAGGAGAGGGUUAGUGUCCACAAUGUAGGUCAUCUUCAAGAUUUAGUGGACAACAAGAUGUGCUUGAGUUACACUCAAGGUUCUACAACCUAUUCUCUGAGGGAUGGUUCCAAGGGGCACACUGUGCUUAAGCCCGGGCAGAUUGUUCAUCGCAGGGUCAUGGAUGGGGAUGUUGUGUUUAUCAACCGACCCCCGACAACACAUAAGCAUUCUCUGCAAGCACUUCGGGUGUAUGUUCAUGAAGACAACACGGUGAAGAUUAAUCCUCUGAUGUGUGGCCCCCUCAGUGCUGAUUUUGAUGGUGAUUGUGUCCAUUUGUUCUACCCACAGUCACUUACCGCUAAGGCCGAGGUUAUGGAACUCUUCUCUGUGGAUAAGCAACUGCGUAGUUCACAUACUGGGCAGCUGAUUUUGCAGCUAGGCUGCGAUUCCCUCCUUUCUCUAAGGGUCAUGCUGGAGGAGAUGUAUUUGGACAAGGCAACUGCUCAACAGUUAGCUAUGUAUGGCUCUCUGUCUUUGUCACCACCAGCAGUAAGAAAGUCCUAUGAAUCUGGCCCGGCUUGGACAGUUUUCCAAAUUCUACAGCUUGCCUUUCCUGAGCGUCUGAGUAGUAAAGGGGACAGGUUCAUAGUUAGUGAAAGUGAUUUGCUGUGCUUUGAUUUUGGGGUUGAUGCGAUGCCGUCUAUCAUCAAUGGAAUCGUAACUGCAAUCAUGCUGGAGAAGGGUCCAAAGGAGGCUCUGGGAUUCUUUGAUUCACUGCAGCCUCUAUUGAUGGAAUUUCUAUCUGCUCAGGGAUUUAGUGUAAGUUUGGAAGACUUAUCCAUGUCUAGGGAAGACAUGAAUGUUAUUCACAAUCUUAUCACCCGAGAGAUUUCUCCUAUGGUGUCUCGCUUGAGAUUAUCAUAUGAAGAUGAAUUGCAACUAGAGAACAGCAUCCACAAAGUGAAGGAAGUGGCUGCUAACUUUAUGCUCAAGUCAUAUUCCAUGCGGAACUUGAUUGACAUCAAGAGCAACUCAGCUAUAAACAAGCUGGUGCAGCAGAUAGGCUUCCUGGGUCUUCAACUUUCAGACAAAAAGAAGUUCUACACGAAGACUCUGGUGGAAGACAUGGCUCAGUUCUGUAAGAGAAAAUAUGGCAGAAUCUCUUCCUCUGGAGAUUUUGGCAUUGUGAAGGGCUGCUUCUUUCACGGACUGGAUGCCUAUGAAGAGAUGGCUCACUCAAUAGCUGCAAGGGAGGUCAUUGUUCGAUCUUCCAGAGGGCUAGCUGAGCCUGGAACACUCUUCAAGAACCUGAUGGCUGUUCUGCGGGACAUUGUGAUUACUAACGAUGGCACCGUGAGAAACACUUGCAGCAACUCGAUAGUGCAAUUCAGCUAUGAAGGGAAUUCAGACCGUGGGCAUCAAGGGUUGUUUGAAGCUGGAGAACCUGUUGGCGUAUUGGCAGCUACUGCCAUGUCAAAUCCUGCUUAUAAAGCAGUGCUUGAUUCCACUCCAAGUAGCAACUCAUCAUGGGAGCUAAUGAAGGAAGUUCUACUCUGCAAAGUCAACUUCCAAAACUCUGCCAAUGAUCGGCGUGUAAUUCUGUAUUUGAAUGAAUGCCGCUGUGGUAAAAAGUAUUGCCAGGAAAAUGCUGCUUACACAGUUAGGAACAAGCUGAAGAAAGUUAGUCUUAAAGAAACUGCAGUGGAAUUCCUAGUGGAAUACAGAAAGCAACAAGCCAUUUCAGAAAUAUUUGGCAAUGAUUCAUCCCUACGUGGCCAUAUUCAUCUUAAUAAGACAUUGUUGCAAGAGUGGAACAUCAGUAUGCAGGAUAUACUUCAAAAGUGUGAGGAUGCAAUUAACUCACUAGUACAAAAGAAAAAGAAGAAAGCUGACGACUUCAAAAGAACGAAUUUGUCUUUCAGUGAGUGCUGCUCUUUCCGUGAUCCAUGUGCGAGCAAAGAUUCUGAUAUGCCGUGCUUGAUGUUUUCCUCCUACAAUGCCACCGAUCCUGAUCUAGAAAGAACUCUUGAUGUUCUUUGCCACACUAUUUACCCAGUCCUGCUGGAAACAGUGAUCAAAGGUGAUCCACGGAUUUUCUCAGCAAAUAUAACCUGGAAUAGUCCAGAAACGACAACCUGGAUCUGGAAUCGACAUGCGUCCCGCCGGGGGGAAUGGGUUUUGGAUGUCACCGUUGAAAAAUCUGCUGUCAAGCAAAGUGGUGAUGCAUGGAGAGUUGUUAUGGACUCUUGUCUUUCAGUGCUUCAUCUAAUAGACACAACACGGUCAAUCCCAUACUCUAUAAAGCAAGUGCAAGAGUUGCUUGGUUUAUCCUGUGCUUUUGAGCAAGCAGUUCAGCGUCUCUCAGCUUCUGUGAGAAUGGUCUCGAAAGGAGUCUUGAAAGAACAUAUCAUUCUCGUAGCAAACAACAUGACCUGUUCAGGGAAUAUGUUGGGUUUCAAUUCUGGAGGUUACAAGGCUUUGACCCGAUCCUUGAACAUCAAGGCUCCAUUCACAGAAGCAACUCUGAUUACACCAAGGAAAUGUUUUGAGAAAGCGGCUGAGAAAUGUCAUACAGAUUCUCUAUCAACAGUCGUUGGGUCUUGUUCUUGGGGAAAACGUGUGGAUGUUGGUACAGGUUCAAAGUUUGAGCUCCUAUGGAACAAAAAAGAGACUGGUCUAGAAAAUGAAAAUGAAACAGAUGUGUACAGCUUUCUCCAAAUGGUAAGAUCCACGACAAAUGCAGAUGCAUAUGCUUCUUCCCCUGGUUUUGAUGUUACAGAGGAAGACAUGGCUGAAUGGGCUGAAUCGCCCGAGCGAGACUCUGCUCUUGGAGAGCUCAAGUUUGAGGACAGUGCCGAGUUCCAAAAUAUACAUGAUGAAGGCAAGCCAUCAGAAUCCAAGUGGGACAAUGGUUUCAGUGGUGGCUCAGAAUGGGAUCUCUCGAGAAAUACAGGUGGUGAGGAAAACCCGCAGUCUGGUUGGGAAAAGACUACAAAUGUUGAAAAGGAAGAUGCUUCGUCUGGUUGGAACAGUAAAAAAGAUGCUCAAGAAUCUUCCAGGUCAGAUUCAUGGCGUGCUUGGGGCUCAAAGCCAAAAGAUAACGAUGCAAAUACAACACCGAGCUGGGAAACAAGACCAGCUCAGAAGGAUUCUAUGGUCAUAGAAAACAAUGAGCCUUCUGUUGACGUCUGGGGACCCAAAUCUGUUUCAGAAAAGGUUUGGAAAAAAAAGAACUCAAAAACUGAAUCAGCUCCUGCUGCGUGGGUUUCCAGGGACAAGAAGAACUCUGAAACUGAAUUAGAUGCUUCUGCUUGGGGUUUCGGGGACAAAGUGAACAAAGAAACAGAAACAGAUGCUGCUGCUUGGGGUGCCGGGUACAAAAUGAACAAAGAAACAGAAUCAGCUGCAUGGGGUUCUUGGGGCGAAAAGCGCUCAGAAACUGAGUCUGGUGAUGCAGGUUGGGGUUUUAGAAACAAUACGAAUUCUAAAGUUGAAUCAGGUGCUGGUGCUUGGGGUCCUCAGCCCACAAAGAGUUCCGACACUGGAUCAGGUACGCCUACAUGGGGUACUUGGGACAAAAAGAACUCAGAAACUGAGUCAGGUCCAGCUGCUUGGGGUUCCCCGGACAACAAGAACUCAGAAGGUGAAUUAGGUGCUACUAAUUGGGGUUUUAAGGAAAGAAAGAACUCGGACACUGGAUCCGGCUCUGCUGUUUGGGGUAAGAAGAAUUCUGAAACUGACCCAAGUCCUGCUGCUUGGGAUUCUUGGGGACAGCCAAGUGCCACUUCUUCAGACAAGGAUACUAAUGGGGAUGAUGGAAAUCCGUGGGUAUCCUUGAAGGCGACCAAUAGCGGAGAGAAGGAUGAGACUGAGACAAGACAGUGGGGAAUUCCAACCAAGAGAUAUCCAUCUUCUGACUCACAUGGUAGCUGGUCCAAUGGUGGUGGUGCAGAUGGGAAGAAGAAUCGUCCUCCUAGGACCCCUGGAUCUGAGAUGAAGUUGGCUCCCAUGUUUACAGCAACAGGACAGCGCUUGGACAUGUUCACCUCAGAGGAGCAAGAGCUUCUCUCAGAUGUCGAGCCAGUCACGAGGAAACUCAGGAACAUAUUGCAUCGUUCCGGGUACCCUGAUGGAGAACCAAUCUCGGAUGCUGACAAGUCAUAUGUCCUGGAGCACGUUUUGAACUUCCAUCCUGACAAAGACUCCAAGCUUGGUUCCGGUGUUGAUUUCAUCACGGUCGAUAAGCACACGACGUUUACUGAAAGCAGGUGCUUCUUUGUUGUCUCAACCGAUGGGGCCAAACAAGACUUUUCAUACAGGAAAUGCAUCAUCAACUAUGUGAUGGAGAAAUUCCCCAACCUGGCUGAAGAAUUCAUCGGCAAGUACUACAAAAGGCGGGAUGAUGCAAACAGAGAAAGGAGCAAGCAAGACGCCACUCAGCCUCAGUCACAGCCGAAUGGCAAUGGAGGUGAAGACUCUCAGCCGAUUGGUGAUGGAGGUGAAGACUCUCAGCCUCAGGCUCAGGCUCAGCCGAUUGGUGAUGGAGGUGAAGACUCUGAGACACAGGCUGAGACUCAGCCUCAGGAAUAGGCCCAGUCGAUUGGUAGGAGAGGUGAAGACUCCUCUAAACAUCAUCCACUCUUUUAUUUUGAGAUGUACAUAAAGAGUGGAGAGAAUGUCUCGGUUAUUUUUCAUUUAAAGACUCUGAUGUCCUACUGCAAAACAAUGUGUACAUUGCAGUUUUGUCUAGUUGCAGAUCUUAUUGUCUGGAAAUAAGUUUUAGGUUUCAGUGACUGGUUUAGUUUUGGAGUCUUGCGGCAUUGUAAUUUUCUCCGGUGAUGCCUUGACAUUGACUAAUUUAUUAGACAAUGCAUUUG